GGCGCAUGCGCGCUGGGACGCGGUUCGGCGUCUGUUGCGGGAGCCGCGGAGUCUCCCGAGCGCCCCCCGGAACUGCCGCUCGCGGCCCGGCCUCCCUGGGCGCCCCGCGGCCUGGUCGUUGCGCCCGCCGCCCGCCGCCCCGCUCCGCGCCCCCUCUGCGCCCCGAAGCCGCCGUCAUGAGCCCCAAGCUGCGGCCGUCGCGUCCGGCGCGGUGGCCAGCGCGGCCCCUCGGGCUGCCGCUGCUGCUGCUGCUGCUGCUGCUGCUGGGGGCGGCCCCGGGCCCGCGUCCCGGCGCCGCCUUCUACCUGCCCGGCCUGGCGCCCGUAAACUUUUGCGCCGAGGACAAGAAGAGCGACGAGUGCAAGGCAGAAAUCGAGCUCUUUGUGAACAGGCUUGACUCCGUGGAAUCUGUUCUUCCUUACGAAUAUACUGCGUUUGAUUUUUGCCAAGCGUCAGAAGGAAAACGCCCAUCUGAAAAUCUGGGCCAGGUAUUAUUUGGAGAAAGAAUUGAACCAUCGCCAUAUAAGUUUAUAUUUAAUAAAAAAGAGACCUGUAAGCUUGUGUGUACAAAAACGUACCAUACCGAGAAAGCUGACGACAAACAGAAGCUGGAAUUCCUGAAAAAAAGCAUGUUGCUCAACUACCAGCACCACUGGAUUGUGGAUAACAUGCCCGUGACAUGGUGCUAUGAUGUUGAGGACGGUCAGAAGUUCUGCAACCCCGGGUUCCCGAUUGGCUGCUACAUCACGGACAAAGGCCAUGCCAAGGAUGCCUGCGUCAUUAAUUCUGAAUUCCAUGAGAGAGAUACUUUCUACAUCUUCAACCAUGUUGACAUCAAAAUCCACUACCACGUUGUUGAGACUGGGUCCAUGGGGGCAAGACUCGUGGCUGCAAAGCUUGAACCCAAAAGCUACAAACACACCCACGUCGAUAAGCCCGACUGCACCGGACCCCCCAUGGAUAUAAGCAACAAGGCUUCUGGCGAGAUCAAGAUCGCCUACACAUACUCUGUCAGCUUCCAGGAAGAUAAGAACAUCAGAUGGGCGUCGCGGUGGGACUACAUCCUGGAGUCCAUGCCGCAUACCCACAUCCAGUGGUUCAGCAUCAUGAAUUCCCUGGUCAUUGUCCUCUUCCUGUCGGGCAUGGUGGCCAUGAUCAUGCUGCGGACGCUGCACAAGGACAUCGCCAGAUACAACCAGAUGGACUCCACAGAAGAUGCCCAGGAGGAGUUUGGCUGGAAGCUCGUCCACGGCGACAUCUUCCGUCCGCCCAGGAAAGGGAUGCUGCUCUCCGUCUUCCUGGGGUCAGGGACGCAGAUUCUCAUCAUGACUUUCGUGACUCUGUUCUUCGCAUGCUUGGGGUUCCUGUCCCCUGCCAACCGAGGUGCUCUGAUGACCUGCGCUGUGGUCCUCUGGGUGCUGCUGGGCACACCUGCAGGCUACGUGGCUGCCAGGUUCUACAAGUCCUUUGGAGGAGAAAAGUGGAAAACAAAUGUUUUAUUAACAUCAUUCCUUUGUCCUGGCAUCAUGUUCGCCGACUUCUUCAUCAUAAACCUGAUUCUCUGGGGCGAGGGCUCUUCGGCAGCCAUCCCCUUCGGCACGCUGGUGGCCAUCCUGGCCCUGUGGUUCUGCAUCUCGGUGCCUCUGACCUUCAUCGGUGCCUACUUUGGCUUCAAGAAGAACGCCAUCGAGCAUCCGGUUCGGACCAAUCAGAUCCCGCGGCAGAUCCCCGAGCAGUCCUUCUACACCAAGCCCCUGCCGGGCAUCGUCAUGGGUGGCAUCCUGCCCUUCGGCUGCAUCUUCAUCCAGCUCUUCUUCAUCCUCAACAGCAUCUGGUCCCACCAGAUGUAUUACAUGUUCGGCUUCCUGUUCCUGGUGUUCAUCAUUUUGGUCAUCACGUGCUCUGAGGCCACGAUCCUUCUCUGCUACUUCCACCUGUGUGCAGAGGAUUACCACUGGCAGUGGCGCUCGUUCCUUACCAGCGGCUUCACUGCGGUUUACUUCCUGAUCUACGCGAUCCACUAUUUCUUCUCAAAACUCCAGAUCACAGGCACAGCCAGUACAAUUCUGUACUUUGGCUAUACCAUGAUAAUGGUCUUGAUCUUCUUCCUUUUUACAGGAACAAUCGGAUUCUUCGCGUGCUUCUGGUUUGUCACCAAAAUAUACAGUGUGGUGAAGGUCGACUGACAGAGCCCAGCCUGCCCAGUUAAAACAGAAAUAAAUCAAUUCUUCAUCAACAGAGACCUGGUUUUGUGACUCCCUUGAGUUUUAUCAGACAUAUCGGCCUAGUAAUCCUUCAGAAAAAAACCUAAUUCGAAAUAACACCUCUUCCCACACACCCGUCCCCACCAAACUGUGUUUUCAACACUCAGACAUUUGUAUUGUGAUCUGAUUAAGUAUAUAUUCAGUUGUUCUCAGUGGAGAGCAAAUUUAAAUAUUAUGUGCAUUUGUAAAUACAAUAGCUAUACAGUUUUCCAUCCUAAUGCAGAUAGAGGUGGUCAUAUUCAGUGAAAUGCAGGACUGUUUGUUGUAAAUAGGAUUUUCUAGGCUCUGGAGGCAGAAAGAAUUAUUUUUCUUUGAAGGAAAUAACUUUUUAUCAUGGUAAUUUUGAAGGAUGAUUCGUAUGAUAUGUUUAUGGGGGUGUGGCUUUAAAAAAAAAACUCUUGUAUUGGUUGUAACUGUAUCUUUUCUGUGUUGACUACAUUAUUCCCGUGGAUUGGCCUUUUAAACUAUGUGCCUCUGAGUCCUUCACUUUAUAAAUUUGUUAUCUUAAUAAAUAUUGUAAAAACGUC
Sorex fumeus (smoky shrew) is the source of this 2791-nucleotide messenger RNA. It is a transcript of the gene TM9SF2, whose product is annotated as transmembrane 9 superfamily member 2. The transcript is spliced from 17 exons. The record is from RefSeq and is a predicted model, not a curated record. Lineage: Eukaryota; Metazoa; Chordata; Mammalia; Eulipotyphla; Soricidae. Gene Ontology annotation, cellular component: membrane. The coding region runs from base 6 to 2186 and encodes 726 amino acids. Gene Ontology annotation, biological process: protein localization to membrane.